AUGAAGUUGAAGAGUGGUAGAAAGGCAUUGAGUGACUUGACAUCCAUUGAGAACUCCAAACAUCGUUUUGAUAAACGAGUUAAGUUGAAUAGUUAUGAAGAACUCGCUGAGGAUCACAAACAAGAACUUCAAGAUCCUGAAGAUGUUGAUGAUGAUUAUGAAGAUAUUGAUGACGAAGAUGAUGAAAUCGGUGAAGAAGAAGAAGACGAAGAGGAGGAAGAUGAUGAAGAGAUUGAUGUACCAGAAAAAUCAGCCAUUGAAUCUAUUGAUGAUACUGAACCCUUAAUUGCUGAACCUAUUUGGAGUAAAGCUAUUCAUGAAGAAUUGGAAACCACUAUGAAUAAAUAUUCCUCUAGAGCUUUAGAUCCUAAUGAUGAAGAUACCUUUGAUGUCACUAUGGUAGCUGAAUAUAGUCCUGAAAUUUUUAACUAUAUGAGACAAUUAGAACAUCGAUUAUUACCUAAAGCUGAUUAUAUGAAUAUUCAAGAUGAAUUAAAAUGGGAAAUGAGAAGUGUAUUAAUUGAUUGGGUGGUUCAAGUUCAUUCAAGAUUCAACUUAUUACCAGAAACUCUUUUCUUAACUGUAAAUUAUAUCGACAGAUUUUUAAGUAAAAGGAAAGUAUCAUUAUCAAGAUUUCAAUUGGUUGGAGCAGUAGCACUUUUCAUAGCAGCAAAAUAUGAAGAAAUAAAUUGUCCUACAAUACAAGAAGUAGCAUAUAUGGCAGAUAAUGCUUAUUCUGUUGAAGAAUUUCUUAAAGCUGAAAGAUUUAUGAUUGAUGUUUUAGAAUUUGAUAUGGGAUGGCCAGGGCCAAUGUCAUUUUUAAGAAGAACUUCGAAAGCCGAUGAUUAUGAUUAUGAAACUAGAACUUUAGCCAAAUAUUUCCUUGAAAUAACCAUUAUGGAUCAUAGAUUUGUAGCUUCAAAACCUUCUUGGUUAGCUGCUGGAUCUCAUUAUUUAUCACGAAAAAUCUUAAAUAAAGGUAAAUGGACAGAGUUACAUGUAUUUUACUCGGGUUAUACUGAAGAGCAAUUAAAACCUUUAGCAAAAGUUUUACUUAUGAAUUGUAAGAAACCUGAAGUUAACCAUAAAUCCAUCUAUGAAAAAUAUCAAGAAAGAAGAUAUAAACGAAGUAGUAUAUUCGUGCAAGAUUAUUUACUGCAAUUUUCCUAA
This is a messenger RNA of Yamadazyma jaroonii, 1170 nucleotides long. NCBI's taxonomy places the organism in Eukaryota, Fungi, Ascomycota, Pichiomycetes, Serinales, Debaryomycetaceae. The record is from the annotation of a GenBank genome assembly.